CCCACUCUCAUCUCUUCAGCUGAAGAAGAAGCAUUUCGAGCUUCUAACCCACUGAAAAUGGAGGCUCUCUCUCUUUCUAUCAGAAAAUUUCUCCAAUAUGACUGUUGAAGCUAUUGUAAAUCGGAUCCGAAUCGCAGUGAGAAAUGCCUAAGCUCAAAAAGCCGUCUCGGUUUUUCAAAAGUGCUUCUUCAGCUGUUGUUCUUUUCUGGCUUCUCUAGCACCGCCGAGGAGACAGCAGAGUCACAGUCUCUCAGAAGCCAUAUUUGUCGAUAAAUUCUAUUCAUUCAAGGUAGAGUAAAUGAAGUUCCAAGUGGAAGUUGCCCUUGCUUGCGUCAUAAGCUUGAUCUGGAUUCAGCAAAGCCUUUGUGAUGAGGUUUCCAGUACUUCUAAUGCAACAGACUGGACAUGCAGAUGCUCUUUGUCAUAUCAAGGAAACCAGAGCUACACUCUAGAACCUUACUGUUCAGCAUCCUGUAAUUGCAGUCAGGAUGCUGGAAGUAGUACUAGAUGGACGUGUAUAUGUGCUGCUGAUCAGCUUCCUAAAGUGGCUGCUGACAGUCAUGAUACUAACUGUUUUACAGCCUGCAAUUGCACUUAUGGAUCUCUCAAUGCAGCAAAAUCUUCAAAAAACCACAUUCCAAGCAAAGUUGUUGUGAUUAUUCUUUUGGUAUGUGUCAUACUGACAACUCUUGCUUUUCUUGCCUCGGUGGCAUGCUACUUCUGUCGAAGGAACAAGUGCCCUAUUCAACCACCAUUAUUUUCAUCAGACAAGGAAACUAGUUGCAACAGUGCUACCAACUUAAUUAGCCAUAAGAGUACCUCAGUGUUUGAGACCAAAAUUAAUAUGGAUUCGCCCAUCAAUAAAGGUACAGGGUGCUUUACCUCUUGCUUAUUUAAGAGCAAAAUACGAGCUACACCUGGAGCAAUUAUUCAAUUUUCGUACUUUGAACUGGAAAGUGCUACCGAUAAGUUUUCAAAUUCCAAUCUAAUAGGACUUGGUGGAAGUAGCUAUGUCUAUCGUGGUCAGCUCAAAGGUGGCAGAAUCGUGGCAGUUAAGCGUCUAAAGGCUCAGCAAGGGCCUGAUUCGGACUCUGUCUUUAUAACAGAGAUUGAAAUGUUAUCCAGACUUCAUCAUUAUCAUGUGGUGCCUUUGCUUGGCUACUGCUUUGAAACCCAUGGAAAAAAUGCUGAGAGACUAUUGGUAUUUGAAUACAUGAAUAAUGGUAACCUGAGAGAUUGUUUGGAUGGAGAUGCGGGAAAAAACAUGGAUUGGGGUACUCGAGUUGCAAUUGCCAUUGGAGCUGCAAGGGGUUUGGAAUAUCUCCAUGAAGCAGCUGCUCCAAGAAUUCUACAUAGAGAUGUCAAAUCCACAAACAUUCUUCUGGAUGAAAAUUGGCAAGCAAAAAUAACUGAUCUUGGUAUGGCAAAACGCUUGAAAGCCGAUGGUCUCCCUAGCGCUUCUAGUUCUCCAGCAAGAAUGCAGGGGACUUUUGGUUAUUUUGCACCAGAGUAUGCGAUUGUUGGAAGAGCUUCUCUUAAGUCAGAUGUUUUCAGUUUUGGUGUAGUUCUUCUUGAGCUUAUCACUGGUCGGAAGCCCAUUCACAAAUCAAGCAGCAAGGGAGAAGAAAGCCUUGUCAUAUGGGCUACACCUCGUUUACUGGAUAGCAGGCGAGUAAUCACAGAGUUGGCCGAUCCAGAUCUGGCUGGAAACUUCCCAGAAGAAGAGAUGCAGAUAAUGGCUUUCUUAGCAAAAGAAUGCCUACUGUUGGAUCCUGAUGCUAGACCAAACAUGAGUGAGGUCGUCCAAAUCCUGUCAACUAUCGUCCCAGAGAGAUCUAAAAGGAGAAACUUUCCUGUGAAUCUUUUUCAGCACAUGGGCACGGAUGGUCAUAAAGAUGCUGAGGAACUAAGGCGAGCCAGAUCCAGUAAAGGUUCAGUUCGGUGUUCACUGCCACUAGAUAUUGAUCGUAAUCUCUGCGCCGAAAGACGUACAGACACUGUUUCAGAUAACUAUAUGGAGAGAUUGAUCCUCUUGACUUCAAACGCUAGGAGUUGGCGGGCCUCUGAUGAUGAGACAGUGGACUUAACGGAACCUAGGUUCGAGUCAUUUUGCCUAGCAAAUGCCAAGCCCCUAUGACAAAAAACAAAAAUACGCAACUUGAGUGAAUCUAGCAUUGGUAACAUGAACAUGGUACCAGCUUGUUUCAGAUACUUCUUCGAUAUUGGUUGCUCAAAGAAGUCAUGAGGAAGCAAGCAGGUUUGUGAAGACUUGUUCCUCUCUACAAUUUUUUUCUUUGAAGAAGAAGAAGAAAAGGGAAGAAAAGGGAAGAAAAAUCAUAGGCUAUUCUCUGAUCGUACAAAUUAGUUUGUUGUAUUCAUGUAUGUUCUUUGGUUGUUGUACAGAACAUAAAUCAUAGAAAAUUAUGUUAGAAGAUGAAACGGAUGGUAUGCUGCUUGUAAUUCCAGUCAUGCAAAAGUAUAGUUUUGGAA
Messenger RNA from Prunus mume (Japanese apricot), 2490 nucleotides. RefSeq names its product Protein kinase superfamily protein (gene NCRK). Gene Ontology annotation, molecular function: ATP binding; protein kinase activity. Gene Ontology annotation, biological process: protein phosphorylation. The record is from RefSeq and is a predicted model, not a curated record. Lineage: Eukaryota; Viridiplantae; Streptophyta; Magnoliopsida; Rosales; Rosaceae.